AUACAUUAAUGUUGUCAUAAUACACAUAGUUGACUAUUUUCUGCUGUGUGUAUAUAAAAGAAUAUCUUUCAUCUUCAAACAUCUUAACCGUUCCAUAGCAUUCUUACCUGAAAAUUCUGUGGACCAUACUCUAAGACAUGGCUAGCUAUGUCUGGUGGUGGAGCUGGUGGUUCACGGUGGCGUUUAUCGGUUGUUUAUCGAUCCAGAAGCCGGUUUUUUCCGAGCCACAAACCAACCUGUUAGGCAAAGGAUGUAGUCAAUACAAUGCAACAAAUUUACCUGAUUUUUUCAGAAAACUCAAUGCAAGUUUUGAUGAUUUAAGGAACCAGUUGUCUAAUCAAGAUAAGCGAUUCGCCACGACACAACAGGCUGUUUAUGCUAUGGUUGAAUGCAGAAACUAUUUGUCAAAAGCUGAUUGUGUUUCCUGUUAUGAUGCUGCUGUUUCUCUCAUCAGAACUUGCUCUGGUGCUAAUGGUGCUCGUGUUACCUAUGAUGGUUGCUUCCUCAGGUACGAGAGCAACAAUUUCUACCAAGACACUACACUUCCAGGAAAUGCAGCAAUUUGUGGGAAUCGAACAGCUUCUCAGCCAAAUGCUUUAAAUCCUGUUGCACAACAACUCUUGAAUGAUCUUAGCAUGGCGACUCCAAGAAUUAGUGGCUUCUAUGCAGCCACGAAGAGGGAAGUCGCUGGUGUUACUCUCUAUGGAGUAGCACAAUGUGCUGAAACCAUCACUAAAAGUGGCUGCGUAGAUUGCUUGACAGUGGCAUAUAAAAACAUAGAAGGCUGCUUGCCUAAAUAUGCAGAAGGAAGAGCUGUAGACGCAGCCUGUUUUAUGAGGUACUCAAAUAGAGCCUUUUUUUCUGAUAACAAGACAACUGAUAUCACACCAUUCCUUGGCGGAGGAGGAAGCUCAAACAAGAAGAAAGCCGCCAUUAUUGGGGGUGUCGUUGGAGGUGUAGGACUUCUUUUGAUUGUAUUGGCUUUGUUCUUAUGGUAUCGACUUUCUAGAAAACCAAAGGCAGCUGAAAGAGGUAAUAUACUGGGAGCAACUGAGCUGAGAGGUCCAGUGAGCUACAGAUUCAAGGACCUAAAAAUUGCUACCCAAGAUUUCAAUGAAAGUAAUAAACUUGGUGAAGGUGGUUUUGGUGAUGUAUACAAGGGCACUUUGAAAAAUGGACAUGUAGUUGCUGUUAAGAAACUAGCAAUUUUUUCUAGCAGAGCAAAGGCAGAUUUUGAGACUGAAGUUCGGCUUAUCAGUAAUGUCCAUCAUCGCAAUCUCAUCCGUCUCUUGGGGUGUUCUAACAAAGGAGCAGACCUACUACUUGUUUACGAAUACAUGGCAAAUGGCAGUCUUGAGAGAUACUUAUAUGGUGACAAACGAGGAAUGCUCAACUGGAAGCAACGAUUUGAUAUAAUCUUUGGCACAGCUCGUGGCCUUGCCUACCUACACGAGCAAUUCCACGUCUGCAUCAUCCAUAGAGAUAUAAAAUCCAGCAACAUUCUACUAGACGACGAAUUUCAGCCAAAAAUUGCUGAUUUUGGGCUUGUAAGACUUUUACCUGAGGAUCAGAGUCAUGUCAGCACUAAGUUUGCUGGUACCUUGGGAUAUACUGCACCAGAAUAUGCAAUUCGUGGACAUCUAACAGAGAAAGUCGACGUCUAUAGCUUUGGGGUUGUCGUUCUUGAAAUAAUCAGUGGCAGGAGGAGCAAUGAUAUACAGAUUGAGCCUGUCACUGAAUAUCUCCUUGAAAAGGCGUGGAAACUUCAUGAAACUGGCAUGCCUGAAAAACUGGUGGAUGAGACUUUAGACCCCAAUGAAUACAACGAACAAGAAGUGAAGAAAAUCAUAGAGAUUGCCUUAAUGUGUACACAAUCACCAGCAAAUCUUAGGCCAACCAUGUCUGAAGUUGUUGUCAUGCUAUUAAGUGAUCGUAGCACAGACACGAGAACUCCUAGUAUGCCUACUAUCAUUAGCAUGGAUAAGAGUACGCCAGUGGACUUGUCCAUGACUACUGGAUCAUCAGCUUCUAACGCAACCAAUACUUUUUCUGAUUUCACUGGACGCUAGCUACAUAAGAGUAUACUUUAGACCUGAAAAUUAUGCUGGCACCACAGCAUCUGAAAAAAACAUGGAAAGUAUGCUACAGUGCAAAAUGACCACUCUUUAAGUUAUACAAGUCUUAAUUUUUCAUGGUUCAUAUCCGUGACUGACUAUCAAAACUAGAACUCCAUCAUCAUUGCAGAAGCAAUGAGAAAAUUGUUGUCUUGGCUGUUAGAGUGUCUUAUUAAAUGAUGAGCUUGAACUCGA
Messenger RNA from Nicotiana tabacum (common tobacco), 2309 nucleotides. RefSeq names its product cysteine-rich receptor-like protein kinase 3. Lineage: Eukaryota; Viridiplantae; Streptophyta; Magnoliopsida; Solanales; Solanaceae. Gene Ontology annotation, biological process: protein phosphorylation. Gene Ontology annotation, molecular function: ATP binding; protein kinase activity. The record is from RefSeq and is a predicted model, not a curated record.